UUGAAGGCACUUGACGUCGUCCAACCGGAUGGUCCAUCAUUUGAAGUAACGGGAAAUUUGGUAACCUGGCAGAAGUGGUCUUUUCGAGUGGGAUUCAACUACCGCGAAGGCUUGGUUCUGCAUGACGUUCGCUACGCAGGACGUCCGAUUUUGCAUCGCGCGUCACUCGUCGAAAUGGCCGUUCCGUACGGUGAUCCUUAUCCGCCUCAUCACCGAAAGUGUGCUUUUGAUGUUGGUGACUACGGAUUAGGAUAUUGUGCGAACUCUCUCGAAUUGGGGUGUGAUUGUCUUGGACACAUUCAUUACUUUGACGCCGUGCUGCCAGAUUCGUCUGGAACGCCCUAUGUGAAGAAAAAGGCGAUUUGCAUGCAUGAGGAAGACCAAGGUAUAUUGUGGAAGCAUGUCGAGUAUCGGAAUGGACAUAGUGAAUCGCGUCGGUCUCGUGAAUUGGUCAUUAGCUCGAUUGCAACGGUAGUCAAUUACGAGUAUUUGUUCUAUUGGAGGUUCAAACAGGAUGGUAUGAUCGAUUUCGAAAUUAAGCUAUCAGGCGAGUUAUCAACCAAUCUACCAUCCAUGGAAGAAGACGGCUUGCCGACACACGGAGUGAUGGUAUCUCCUGGUGUGAAUUCUCAAGUGCAUCAGCACAUGUUUUGCGCCCGGCUGGACAUGGCAGUCGACGGGCAAAAGAACUCGGUCUCCGAAAUCGACGUAGUGGCACAGCCUCUUCAUCCGAAGAAAAAUCCAUAUGGUAAUGCGUUUAUGGCAGUAGAGAACAAACUGGAGACAGAAAAGGCCGCUGUACGAACUGCGGAUUCCAAUAAAGCAAGAGUUUGGAAAGUUUCGAAUUCUUCUGGAGUCACAAAUCGUAUCACUGGAAAACCUACGGCCUACAAAUUGGUUCCUUUUACUCGCGGACCAGCGCACCCAAUAAUGCUAGUAGACCCGUCAUCGGCUGUGGCAAAGAAAGGCGCCUUUGCACAGGCGCAUCUUUGGGUAACGCCCCAUGCGGAUGACGAACGCUACCCGUCUGGCGAGUACACACCGCAAGGAGACGGAUCGGUUGGACUUCCAGAUUGGACGGCCGGCAACCGCAACGUGGCUGAAGAAGAUAUCGUACUAUGGCAUGCUUUCGGUGUUUGCCACCUUCCGCGAGUGGAAGACUUUCCGGUGAUGCCGUGCGAAAUAACCGGGUUUAGCCUUAAACCUGAAAAUUUCUUCGAUGGCAAUCCAGCAAUUGAUCUUCCU
Messenger RNA from Phaeodactylum tricornutum CCAP 1055/1, 1245 nucleotides. RefSeq lists its product with no specific name. The annotation marks the transcript as partial. Gene Ontology annotation, biological process: amine metabolic process. The transcript has 2 exons. Gene Ontology annotation, molecular function: primary methylamine oxidase activity; quinone binding; copper ion binding. The record is from RefSeq and is a predicted model, not a curated record. NCBI's taxonomy places the organism in Eukaryota, Bacillariophyta, Bacillariophyceae, Surirellales, Neidiaceae.